AUCCAAGGUAACGUACCAGGAGAUGUUUACACUUCUCUAAUACAAAGCAGAAUAAUAGAAGAUCCUUAUCGACGUGAUAAUGAUGUAGUGUACAGACCCUAUGCUUAUUAUGGCUAUACAUAUAAUAGAAAAUUUACUGCGCCAUUCCCCAUUACAGUUAGUGAGGCAGAUUUUAAGUCUACUAAAAUAGAACUAGUUUGUGAUGGACUGGACACAUUCUCUGAUAUAAUGGUAAAUGGUGUAUUGGUUGGUAGUAGUGAUAAUAUGUUUAUAAAGUAUAGAUAUAAUAUUAAACAUGUUAUAAAACCUGGUAUAAAUAAUAUUACCAUCAGCUUCCAAUCUGCUGUAAUAACUGCUGAAGCCUUGUAUAAUAAAUCUACCUACCAUAUACCAUCAAUAUGUCCAGAUGCUUACCAUGGUUUUUGUCAUUAUAACUUCAUCAGAAAGAUGGAAUAUUCAUUUAGUUGGGAUUGGGGUCCAGCUAUACCUAACCAGGGUAUUUGGAGAAAUAUCUACGUAGAAUGUUAUGAUAUUCCAAAAAUAAAUAGUAUUUCUGUUUUACCAAAGCAGUCAGAGACUGGUCUUUGGAUGGUUGAUGUUGAUGUAUAUUUUGAUGUUACUUCAACACCAACUACAGGACAGUUGAAGACUAUUAUUGAACCAACAUUACUACCAAAACAGAUAUUGGUUGUUCAAAUAUCAUCGAAUACAGAUCAUAUCUCUUAUAAAAUAAUUAUACCACAGGACCAUCCGUUAAAUUUAUGGUGGCCCCGAGGUUAUGGUAACCAAGAUGUAUAUAACUUGACAGCAACCUUAACCCUGGAUGAUUCUCCUGACAUAUCAACCAAAACCAAACAGAUUGGGUUCAGAACAGUAGAAUUAGUUCGAGAUCCUGUCUCCUCAGAUAAAAAUUUAGGAAACACAUUCUAUUUCCGUAUAAAUGGUGUACCAAUAUUUAUGAAGGGUGCUAACUGGGUCCCACCUGAUACAAUGUUAGAAAGAAUAACUAGAGAUAAAAUAGAGAAUAUAUUACAAUCAGUUAUAGAAGGAAAUAUGAAUUUGUUAACAGUAUCUGGAGUAUCUAUCUAUGAAGAUGACUAUUUCUAUGAAUUAACCAAUAAUUUAGGAAUCAUGGUGUUAGAAGAUCUAAUGUUCUGUGAUGCUCUAUAUCCUGUCGAUCAGAAUUUUCUAGAUUCUGUUAAAAUUGAAGUAACUCAACAAGUCCGAAGAAUCAAGAAUCAUCCAUCAAUUAUUGCUUGGGUAUUUAAUAAUGAAGACGAAAUUCUCAUCAACCAGAAUUGGUUACAUGUGACUGAUAUGGAACGAUUUAGAGAUGAUUAUAGAGUACUAUUUAGGGAGACCUUGGCACCAAUUAUAACAUCAGAGGAUCUCACCAGACCUAGAAUAGUUUCUAGUCCUAGUAAUGGUCAGUCAGAUAUAAUGUGUAAUAACUGUCAAUCUGAACUUAAUGGCGAUGUACAUUUCUAUGACUAUAUAUCGGAUUUAUGGAAUAUAAAUAAUUUUCCCACUCCGAGGUUUGCAUCCGAAUAUGGAUUAAUAUCUUGGUGUGAUCCAGAAACACUGGAGCCUGUCAUAGAUAAAUCUGAUAUGGAUUUCUUUUCACCUAUAGCACAACAUAGAACACAUCAUCCAAAUGGAACGCAGCAGAUGUAUGAUGAAAUAAAGGCUCACUUUACAUUACCAACUACAACAGAUAACGUUACAAGAUUUCAACACAUGAUCUAUUUAUCGCAGAUAAACCAUGCUAUGAUGAUGAGGUAUAUGACAGAACAUUAUCGUAGAUCACAGAAUAACUUUGACCCUUCCAGUGGUAAAGGUCAUACAAUGGGCUCUAUAUUUUGGUUUCUGGCUGAUGUAUGGCAGGCUCCCACUUGGGCAUCUAUAGAUUUUAAUCAGAAAUGGAAAAUGUUACAUUACUAUGCCAAGAAAUUCUUCAACUCUACCAUCGUGUCUCCGCAUAUUUAUGGUACAAACCUCUCAAUUGAUAUUGUCAACGAUGAACUGGCAAUGCUAGAAGAAAGAGAUCCACUAACAAAUCAGUUAAAGUUUAGAUUAAACCAAACGUCAGGAUGUAUCUUUGAAAAGAAUGUAGAUGAUAUUUUAUCUGAAGCUGGUUGUACAGACAAGAAGAAUUGUUUUCUCUAUUUUUAUCUCAACUCAAGAGAUAAUCCAACCAGUACAUCGUGGUUACCAUUAUCAUAUUUUACUGAUGUCCAGGCCAUUUUUAUAUUUCAGAUCUCGAAUGUUAAAAAGAUGUCUCCUACAGAAUUUACAGUAACAUUAACUACAAACCACAUAGCACCAUUUGUAUGGAUUAAUUCACGUGGUAUAUCUGGUCGUUUUUCUGAUAAUGGUUUUAUAAUGAAAGAUCCUCAGCUACAGUUGAUUUUUACAUCCUGGCAACCAGUGGACUUAAAAACUUUUACUAAUUCAUUAUCUGUACAAUCAUUAAUGGAUAUUUACCAUUAA
Lottia gigantea (owl limpet) is the source of this 2490-nucleotide messenger RNA. RefSeq lists its product as hypothetical. The record is from RefSeq and is a predicted model, not a curated record. NCBI's taxonomy places the organism in Eukaryota, Metazoa, Mollusca, Gastropoda, Lottiidae. Gene Ontology annotation, biological process: glycoprotein catabolic process; carbohydrate metabolic process. The transcript has 15 exons. The annotation marks the transcript as partial. Gene Ontology annotation, molecular function: beta-mannosidase activity.